Molecule: messenger RNA, 2266 nt
Organism: Alosa alosa (allis shad)
Lineage: Eukaryota; Metazoa; Chordata; Actinopteri; Clupeiformes; Clupeidae
Product: tetratricopeptide repeat protein 39B
Exons: 19
Coding region: 281-2029 (582 amino acids)
Molecular function (GO): protein binding
Source: RefSeq, a predicted model, not a curated record
GGUUGUGUGUGAGAGACCGAGCAACCGAGCAAGAGAAAGAGAGAAAGAGAAAGCGUGCGCGAGUGAGUGACAGAGUGUGAAGGGGGUAGGGAUCGGUCUAGCGGAAGACGGAGAACAGCUCCACUCAAGAGAAACCGAGAGUGCGCACCAAACGCAUAGCAGACAGGGAAAAUCAUAUUUGGGCUGAACGGUAUGCCACGUUUACCACGGAUGUUGCGGUAGUCAGACUGCCCCUGGGGAGAGGCUCUUGUCAGCGUUUUAUCAUCUCAGGGAUUUCAGAAUGGCUCGGGUGGGAAACGGAGCUGGAAACAAUGACAUUGAUGAGGACUGUUUUGAAGAUGCCUUCGAUCGGAUCCCUGUGGCCUGUAAGAUGGACCUGCAGACAUCCAUUGAGGAGUGCAGCAUGGCCCUUAACCUUGUCCUCAAUAACAAGUUUUCAGAGGCCUUGGAUCUCCUCCGGCCCUGGUCUAAAGACAGCAUGUAUCAUGCACUGGGCUACAGCAGCAUCCUUGUGAUGCAAGCAGCCAUGACCUUUGAGCACAGAGACAUCCAGGCUGCCAUGACGACUAUCAAGGAAGCCCUGCACACUUGCCAGAGGUUCAGAAAGAGAACCUCAGUGGUGGGAUCCAUAUCCAGCCUGGUAACCAAACAAGCCUCAGACAACUUGAAGGAGGAGGAAAUGCAUGCAGAGAUCUGUUAUGCUGAAUGCCUGCUACAAAAAGCCACACUAACCUUUGUACAGGAUGAAAAUAUGAUUAGUUUCAUCAAAGGAGGAAUCAAGAUCCGCACAAGUUACCAGAUUUACAAGGACUGCCAACACCUCUUGAGCGCGGCUCAGGAGGGCGGCGCGGAAACAGAGGCCUUAAGACAGUUUGAGGGUGGAGUCAAGCUGGGGAUUGGCUCCUUCAACCUGAUGCUGUCUCUUUUACCAGCAAAAAUACUGAGGCUGUUGGAGGUCAUCGGGUUUUCAGGAAACAGGGAGUUUGGUCUUUCUCAGUUGAAGGAGGGGGCAGGUAGCAACGGCCUGAGGUCCAUACUGAGCGUGCUCACACUGCUCUUCUACCACACCUACGUUUGCCUCAUACUGGGUACUGGUGAGGGUAACUUGGUCGAGGCAGAGGCCCUAUUGGAGCCUUACCAGGAAAAAUUCCCAAAGGGUUCCAUCAUCCUGUUCUACACAGCCAGGAUUGCUACACUCAGGGGCAACUUUGAGAAGGCUCAGUUGAAGUUCCAGGAGUGUAUUGGUGCACAGCAGCAGUGGCGACAGAUCCACCACCUGUGCUACUGGGAACUGAUGUGGUGUCACUCAUUCCAGCAACAGUGGGGACAAGCACUCAAGUACGCAGACCUGCUCUUCAAGGAGAGCCGCUGGUCCAAGGCAAUCUAUAUGUACCAGAAGGCGGCCAUUUUGAGCAUGAUGUCGGAGGAGGAAGUGCGUCAGACUGGUGAGAAUGUGGUGGAGCUCUUCAGGCAGGUUGAAGGGCUGAAACAGCGUUUAGCAGGGAAAUCCAUCCCCAUUGAAAAGUUUGCUGUGAGGAAGGCUCGGAGAUAUGCAUCACCCACACCUGUCAAACUGGUCAUUCCUGCCCUGGAGAUGAUGUAUAUAUGGAAUGGCUUCACCAUUGCUGGAAAGAGGUCAGAUGCUGCGGAGGCCCUCCUGAUCACCAUCGAGAAAGCAGAGCAGAACCUACGCACCACCCCCAAUGAGUACACUGUGGAUGACGAGUGUUUGGUGCAGCUGUUGAAGGGUUUGUGCCUGAAGCACCUGAAUCGGCUACUGCAGGCAGAGCUCUGUUUCACACAGGUGCUGGCUAGUGAGAAGAGGAUCCGAUACGAUCACUAUCUUGUUCCCUUCACACUCUAUGAGCUUGGGUUACUUUACAAACUACAGGGGGAUUUCGCCAAAGCAACCAAAUACGUUGAAGAUGCAAAGUUGAACUACAAAGAUUACUCCAUGGAAUCACGACUCCACUUUAGAAUCCACGCAGCGCUGAACAGUCUGAAGAGCUCCCCAGUGAGCACACCAUAACACACAAAGACACACCAACACACACACACCAUAACACACAAAGACACACCAACACACACACACCAUAACACACCCAGACACACCAACACACACACACCAUAACACACCCAGACACACCAACACACACACAUAAGCCAUUCUAGCCAUCUAGCCAGCAAUUCAUUACUCUGCUGCACCUACAGGGCUUCUGGAUGGGUGCAAUGAGUCAUUCUCACCAAAGAAAGACAAAUGCUUGAA